Molecule: messenger RNA, 1363 nt
Organism: Anopheles stephensi (Asian malaria mosquito)
Lineage: Eukaryota; Metazoa; Arthropoda; Insecta; Diptera; Culicidae
Gene: mRpS31
Product: 28S ribosomal protein S31, mitochondrial
Exons: 2
Coding region: 125-1315 (396 amino acids)
Cellular component (GO): mitochondrial small ribosomal subunit
Molecular function (GO): structural constituent of ribosome
Source: RefSeq, a predicted model, not a curated record
GCACUGCAGUUUGACAUCAAGCAAACCGAGGUAAAUUUGUAAACAAACCCACGAGUUGUUGACCAAUUCACAGCCGGUCUGGGUACUGCAGGCGUAUCGUAUCUUAAAAGUUAACUUUAAAACAAUGUUCCACAUAGCUCGUGCACCUCUGUUUCGAUUACAUAAGCCACAAAGCAUUCGGCUUCUGUUGUCGUGCAGCAAUGGGUUUUCAUCCGACUCGAACGCUCCCGGCGAUGGAAACGAUAAGCCAAAGCCCCAGCCGGCUGCACCGGCCCGCAAAGCCGACAAAAGUGAAGAGGAAGGAAAGAAAUCAUCAGCUGCCCUCAACCGGUUGAACGAACUGCUCGCCAUGAUGAACACCGACAACGAGGUGAAGCUCGUGAAGAAGGUGGAUCUGCCGCGCCCAAAGGCCAAGAAAUCGAAGGACAAAAAAGCUGACUCGGAUUCGGAUUCCGAUGACGAUGAGCGGCCCAAGGAUCUCGCUCAGGCAACGCGCAAAGUAGCAACCGCUCUAGGCGGUGAUGCGAAGCGUACAGAGUCGGAGCUGCUUUCGAAGCUGCUCGGAACAACGAAUCCCGCCACCGGCGAGAGUAAUCUGACCGACAUUAUUACCGGCAUGGCUGUCGAUAGGAGCACAAAGAAGCAACACACCGACAGUGAUCCAACGCGAAGCACUCUGGUGAAGAAGUCGAUCGAUUCCAAGCGCGCGAAGCAAAGGCGUCCCGCGGAAGAUGGCGAGCAGCAGGCACGUGGUGCUGCAUCGCCCAAAGAACGUUACGAGCGAAAGCGUUUCAGCCCGAAACAACCGCCCCAAACACCGGGCGGUCCGGGCAGUGUGAAACUGUUCGACGAGGAACCGUUGGGUAUUUUUACGGAUCUUGCCACGCUGAAGGAAAGUCCGGACAAGCUUCCCACCUGGCAGAAGCUGAACGAGCGCGAGCUUCGGCUGGCCGUAACGCAUCCACCAGCGAACUACUUCCAAAAGAUGGCCAUCUGGACCGAGCAGGGCAAGCUUUGGAAGUUCCCGAUCAACAACGAGCAGGGUCGGGAAGAGGAAGCGCAGGUUGCAUUUACCGAGCACGUCUUCCUGGAAGAACACCUGGAACCGUGGUGCCCGACUAAGGGCCCGAUCCGUCACUUUAUGGAGCUGGUGUGCGUGGGACUGUCGAAAAACCAUUACAUCACGGCGCAGGAAAAGCGUGACCACAUCUUCUGGUUCCGGGACUACUUCGAGCAGAAGAAGGAAAUGCUGAAGGACAUUAUCGUGGCGGAGAGCAGUGGUGGGGGCGACAAGCCGAAGGAGAUUGAACAAUAAACCUGUAAGUGUCGUCGUAGAAUUUCGAACCAGCUACGAAGGAUUAUG